GUUGCUUCAACCGUCCGCCCGUCCAGCAUGCGGUGCGGCUUGCGGCGAUGAGCUGCUCGAGCGUGUACAGGCCUUAAAAGGCAUAAAAUGUGUGAUAUAAAUAUUUCAAACUUACAUGCCAACGGAGCUCAGGUCGCUGCCCUCCGUACGAAGAAAAACCGAGGUUCGUCGAUGCCACACGCGGCGUUUGCCCUGCUAGGAAACAUGAGCACCUUCGGUGGCACUUUGGUGGAAUACGAACGAUUGUCCGUCGAUCGUUUCGACGGACACAACAUCAAUUCGACCGCCUUCUUGCUGUCACACUGCCACCGCGAUCACAUGCAGGGCCUUGACCGCGGCGCGUUCCGAAAACGACUGCGGAGCAGAUGCGACCUGAAGCUGUACGCGUCCGCGGUGUCGUGUCGACUGCUGCUCAACGAACCCAAGUACGCAUGGCUACGCCGCCGACUGACAGCGUUGCCGCUGGACGCACCUACUACGCUAACCGUGCCGGCCGACGGCGCGAGCAGCUACACAGUGGUCGUCACCGCUAUUCCCGCAAAUCACUGCGCCGGCUCCGUGAUGUUCCUCCUGGAGGGCGAGCGCGGGACGGUUCUCUACACGGGCGACUUCAGGCUCGACGUCGGUAGCGCAUCGACCCUGGCGUCGCUUCACUGCGACGCCGGCCGCGUGAAGCCCAUCGACGCGGCCUACGUUGACACGACGCUGUGCCACCCCAACGCGGCGUACGUCCCCACCCGGCGAGACAGCGAGCGAGUCUUGGUGGAUUUCUUCGAACCACGGUUCAGGGCAGGUGACUCCCUACGGCUGGCGCUGCCCGGCGCAAAGCUGGGCUACGAGACGUUGUUCGCUUCGCUCGCGCUGGCGUUCGGCGUCAAGGUUCACGUAUCGAGGGGUCAGAUGUCUCGCUACGCCGGUGUCGUCGACGUGGCGGAAUCGCUGACCCUGGAUGCGGAGACGACCCGGAUCCACGCCGACUGCGAGUGCGACGUGGGGCCAAACUGCGUGACGGUCAAGCCGUCGGCCAUGUGGUUCGCUCACCGUGUGGCACCGAGCCGUCUGAUCGAGAGAGUUGCCGAGGGCGUCCAUCGGCUGUGUUACUCGACGCAUGCGUCACUUGCCGAGGUGCGCGAUUUCGUGCGCUAUUUGCAGCCGCGUACGGUGCGGGCGAACGUUCGCCUGCGUGGUGUGGCCGACGUCGCGGCCCUCCUGGGUGUCGCCAGAGGCAGCCGAGCCGAAGAGCCCGCGUGGAACUUCUGGGGCUCGGAUGACGACGAACCUUCUGCGGACGCCGCAGAUCAACUUUCCUCUCGUACGACGACGGCGACCAGCGUCAUGUCCAGUAUCGAGUAUGCUCGAUGAAUUGGGACGACAUGAUGCGAAUAGUGAACAGUGCCCCGUCGUGUACCGUCGUCUGCACUGUUCUAGCAGAGUUUUUGUUUCAGCUGGUUGGUCAGACAUACUGGUAUGUGCAUUGGGGGAGAAGCGAAAUAACAGAAGAUGAUGAUGAUGAACCUUUAUCAUGGCUCGUACCCACUGAGGGGGAAGAAAUCGUCCCGUCGAUGUGUGUUUCCUUGUCUUCGUUCUUUAUGUUCAUUCUCUUGCACCUUAAUACUUAAACUGUACCGUUCACCAUGCUACGCAAACUAACUAGCCCAGUUUUGUACCCUCAUGAUAUUGUCCUAGUUACAAGAAGCUCUCACAGACAAAACAAAAGAAGAGUGUGCAACCUAUAUGUGUAAUACCUCUGUCACACGAGCACGCAAAAACUCUUUUACGCAAGCGGUCUUUUACCAAGUUGAAAGACUUUUGAAUGAAGAGGUGUUGCGCAGCAGACACACGGCGCCGACCUUAGAAUAAAGACCAACUUCUCCUCAA
Dermacentor silvarum is the source of this 1878-nucleotide messenger RNA. RefSeq names its product protein artemis (gene Snm1). Lineage: Eukaryota; Metazoa; Arthropoda; Arachnida; Ixodida; Ixodidae. The record is from RefSeq and is a predicted model, not a curated record. The coding region runs from base 88 to 1362 and encodes 424 amino acids. Gene Ontology annotation, molecular function: 5'-3' DNA exonuclease activity; damaged DNA binding. Gene Ontology annotation, biological process: protection from non-homologous end joining at telomere; double-strand break repair via nonhomologous end joining; interstrand cross-link repair. The transcript has a single exon.